Messenger RNA from Penicillium robsamsonii, 1158 nucleotides. RefSeq lists its product as uncharacterized. Gene Ontology annotation, biological process: riboflavin biosynthetic process. NCBI's taxonomy places the organism in Eukaryota, Fungi, Ascomycota, Eurotiomycetes, Eurotiales, Aspergillaceae. The transcript is spliced from 9 exons. The record is from RefSeq and is a predicted model, not a curated record. The coding region runs from base 1 to 1158 and encodes 385 amino acids.
AUGCGUCUAAAAUCGAUGAGUAACAACAUUGGUCGUCGUCUGAUACAUACUCAGCGACGUAGGUCACCACUAGCUUUUGCCUUCGACAUCGAUGGCGUGCUCAUCCAUGAACCCUCCGUACUUCCGGCGGCAAAGCGUGCUCUUGCAAUACUGAACGGUGAGAAUAAGCAGGGAAUGAAAAUCCCAUACAUCAUGAUGACAAAUGGAGGAGGUUCGACCGAAGUGGACCGUGUUGCGAGAUUGAGCGCAGAGCUGGGCGUUCCAGUAUAUCCAAGUCAGAUGGUUCAGUCACACACCGUACUCCGCUCGCUUUCGCACAAGUACGCUGACGAGCCGGUGCUUGUCCUGGGUGGUAUCAACGAUGCAUGUGUCGCGCGUGCCCGUAUCCCCACAGUACAUGGCCCUGCCUUCCUCCACCUUUAUCACAACAACCGUGAUGCGAAGGAGCACCUGGCCAUAGUCAUGGACCCUGCCCAGCUCUCUGCUGGACCCAUGGUUGCUCCCCCCGUCCGCAGCGCCUCCUUGGACUCGGUAUGGGACGAAGAGACGACCAUGGACCGACUCAUCCGCGGUGCAUACACCGGUCGCCUCGCCGAGGAUGUGCGGACGCCCUCUGAUCCACCAUCAGACGCCUCCAGAUUGAUGGCCUCCGCCUCCACUCUUCCUCCUCCACUCGUGCACAUUCAUUCGGAAUGCUACACUGGUGUCUCGCAGACCAUCCCCGGUCGUGGAGCAGUCAUCUACCUGCGCCAAGAAGGCCGGGGAAUUGGCCUCGCAUCCAAGCUGCGCGCAUACAAUCUCCAAGACAUGGGGCACGACACGCUUUCGGCGAACCUGGAACUCGGACAUGGUGCUGACGAAUGCACCUAUGAGGUCGAUGCGGCCAUCUUGCGCGACUUGGGUCUGAUUGAGCCCCCCGGAAGUACCCUAAACCCUAGAACGGGCAUUCGUCUCCUGACUAAUAAUCCGGCGAAAUUGCAAGCGAUGUCCGCUGCGGGCAUCAACAUCCUCGACCGCGUCGAGAUGGUCCCCCCGCAGUUGGCGAUCGCGGCGCGGGGUGUCGAUCUCGACAAGUAUAUCAAGGCUAAGGUCGAGAAGAUGGGCCACAUGCUGUCCGUGCCUAUAAGCGUUAGGAACCGAGGAGACAACGCAAAGUAG